GCCGCCCGUGACUCUGCUUUUCACCCAGUGGACCUGUGCUCCUUGAAUUUAGCGACGGCGACGAGGCGACGAACUCGGUUACUCUGAGGCCUUCAGACACUGAAAUUCCGGAGUGCUGCUGCAGGCUCUCGAUGUCAAAAUGAAGGAAACCGUAUCUCAUCAAGCACCCAAAGUCAUCAAGAAACUCCAGUUCAGCCUGCUGAGCAACCAGGACACGGUCAAGAUCUCAGAGUUUGAGGUUACCCACCGCGAUCUCUACACACCCGUCGAGAGGCAGCCGGUGAAGAAUGGUGUUCUCGAUCGUCGUCUGGGUACCACAGAGAAGAACGCGUAUUGCGAGACAUGCGGUUUGUCUUCGGUAGAUUGCGUCGGACACUACGCGUACAUCAAACUCGCCGUACCCGUCUUUCACAUUGGCUACUUCAGGCACACCAUCUCGAUCCUUCAAUGCAUAUGCAAGACCUGCGCGCGCGUGCUGCUCGAGGAGCCCGACCGGCGGACGUACCUCAAACGCUUUCGCCGACCGAAUCUCGAGAACAUUCAGCGGCAGGCGCUCUGCAAGGCCGUCAACGCGCUCGCGCGCAAGACGGUGUACUGUCCGUACUGCUCGGCGACGAACGGCACAGUGAAGAAGGUGGGCGCGCUCAAGAUCAUCCACGACAAGUUCCGCGCGAAGAAGACCGCGGAAGAGAUGGAGAAGUGGAAGACGACGUUCGCGCCGGCGGUCGAAAUGCAGAAGGAGCUGGGCAUGUACAUUAAUAAGGCGGUGCAUGAGGACUUGAAUCCAUUGAAGGUGCUGAGUCUGUUCAAGCGGAUCACAGAUGAGGACUGCGAGCUGCUCGGUCUGCGGCCCCAGUACGGCCGACCGGAAGAGUACAUCUGGCAAUAUAUCUCGGUGCCGCCUGUGUGUAUCCGUCCGUCCGUUGCGCAAGAUGGCGCCUCCAACGAGGAUGAUUUGACAGUGAAGCUGACGGAAAUCGUCUUCAGCAAUGCACUCAUCAAGCAGGGUCUUGUCAAAGGUGCUCCGACCGCGCAGUUCAUGGAACAAUGGGAGUUCCUGCAGCUCUCUGUUGCGAUGUACAUCAAUUCUGAACUGCCCGGUGUGCCCUCACAAAUGGGCCAGAAGCCUAUUCGUGGAUUCUGCCAGCGGUUGAAGGGCAAACAGGGUCGGUUUCGAGGUAAUCUCUCGGGCAAGCGUGUUGACUUUUCCGCACGCACUGUCAUAUCGCCCGACCCCAACCUGCGCAUUGACGAGGUCGCAGUGCCUGAGCGUGUUGCUAGAAUCCUGACAUACCCGGAGCGCGUGACGGCGCACAACAUCGAGGUGCUGCAGAAGGCGAUCCGGAACGGAUGCGAUAUUCAUCCUGGCGCCAACUAUGUCACUGCGGGAAGCAACGGCUUCAAGAAGUAUCUCAAGUUUGGUAACAAAGAUGCUAUUGCGGACCAGCUGAGGAUCGGGGAUAUCGUUGAGAGGCAUAUAGUCGACGGCGAUAUUGUGCUCUUCAAUCGGCAACCUAGUUUGCACAAGCUAUCCAUAAUGUGUCAUCGGGUCAAAGUCCGGCCUUGGAGAUCAUUUCGCCUGAACGAGUGCGUGUGCGGCCCUUACAAUGCUGAUUUCGACGGCGAUGAGAUGAAUUUGCACGUACCGCAGACGGAAGAGGCACGAACGGAAGCUCUCGAACUCAUGAGCGUCAAGAACAAUCUGGUAACACCUCGCAACGGAGAGCCCGUCAUCGCUGCGAUCCAGGACUUCAUCACCGCCUCCUUCCUCCUCUCGCGCAAAGACAGCUUCUUCGACCGCCGGCAGUUCACGCAAAUCUGCUCGUACUUCGGCGAUGCGAACAUGCAGAUCGACAUUCCCCCUCCAACGAUCUGGAAGCCGGUGCGCCUAUGGACGGGCAAGCAGGUCUUCAAUGUCCUCAUGAGACCGAACAAGAGCUCGAAGGUGCUCGUCAAUGUCGAGUCUAAGUGUAACAAGCAGGAGAAGCCCGACCCGAAGUGUUACUCGCGAAUGAACCCGGCGCCUGAUCUGUCGCCAAACGAUGGCUGGCUUGUAAUUGUGAAUAGCGAGAUCAUGUGUGGUGUCAUGGAUAAGGCUACGGUUGGCAGUGGCAAGAAGAAGUCGGUCUUCGGUAUCAUCAUGAGGGAUUACGGUCCUCAUGAGGCCGCGGCAGCCAUGAACAGGGUCGCAAAAUUGUGUGCUCGCUGGCUUUCCAAUUACGGGUUCUCGCUGGGCAUCAACGAUGUCAUACCUGGACCAAAACUCUCGCGUGAGAAGGAUAACCUUGUUGAGACGGCGUAUGCAGAAUGUCAGGACCUCAUCUUGCGGGCCAAGAAGGGACUAUUAGACAACAAACCAGGUUGUGAUCAGGAGCAGACGUUAGAGGCUAUGAUCUCAGGUGUGCUAUCGAAGGUCCGUGACAAAGUUGGAGAAAUUUGUCUGAAGGAGCUCAGCCGGCACAACGCGCCUCUGAUCAUGGCCACAUGUGGGUCAAAAGGCUCCGUCAUCAAUGUUGCCCAGAUGGUGGCCUGUGUCGGGCAGCAGAUCAUCGCGGGUCAUCGUGUCCCCGAUGGCUUCCAGGAUCGUUCACUGCCGCACUUUCCCAAGAAGUCCAGGGAGCCGCCUUCGAAAGGUUUCGUGCGGAACAGCUUCUACACUGGAUUGUCGCCGACAGAGUUCCUCUUUCACGCCAUCUCUGGUCGCGAAGGUCUGGUCGACACGGCUGUGAAGACUGCAGAGACAGGUUACAUGCAGAGGCGACUGAUGAAGGCGCUAGAGGACCUGGUCACGCAUUAUGAUUCGUCUGUGCGAAAUGCUGUGGGCGGUGUAGUGCAGUUCCGAUAUGGUGAUGACGGUCUUGAUCCAGCAUGUCUGGAGGGUGACGCCCAGCCGGUCGAGUUCUUGCGGGCCUGGAGCCAUGCUUCGUCUAUUAGCUCGAGACGUUCGAGAGGGCUGCUUCCGUUUGAGAUCAUAGAGCUUGUCGACCAUGAAUUGUCAACGCGCAAGUUCACGAGCGAAUGCACUGUGGCAUACCUCGCGACGAUCCGCGGCUUCAUCUCUGAACAUGUUGUCCAUAAGCUGGCUGAUAUACGGAAGAAGCACGGUAUGUUCGACGCGUUGGAACGCGACGAGGAGUGGGAUGCGGACACAGACCUGUCCCUGGGAGCGUCUGAUGCCGACAAGGCGGUCGUCGACAACACGCUAAAGGUGACGGAAGACCAACUUCGAGCCUUCUUGAACAUCUGCUGGACAAAAUAUGUCAAAGCUAAGAUCGAGCCUGGGUCGACUGUCGGUGCGGUGGGGGCACAAUCCAUUGGUGAACCGGGAACACAGAUGACAUUGAAGACGUUCCACUUUGCCGGUGUUGCAUCCAUGAACGUCACCCUCGGUGUGCCGCGCAUCAAAGAAAUUAUCAACGCUGCGAAGGCCAUCAGCACACCGAUCAUCAGCUGCAAGCUAGUCACCGCUGACAGUGAGGCAUCGGCGCGUAUUGUCAAAGGCCGACUCGAGAAGACGCAUCUUGGCGAUGUGGCCGCUGUUCUGGAGGAGGCAUGGGCGCCCGAGUACACGUACAUUGGUAUCAUUGUAGACAUGAAGACUAUUCAAGAUCUGCAGUUGGAGCUCACCCUUGAUGACAUUAAAUGGGCGAUCGUGGCCAGUAGGAGACUGAAGAUUAAACAGGAGUCGAUUACAGUGAUCCCACGGAAAAAUCGUUUGCGAGUUUACGUCGAUGGAGCGGAUAAAUACUAUCGACUCCGCGAGCUGGAGCGCGCUUUACCAGGUGUCGUGGUGAAGGGAGUGCCCACAAUCCGGCGCGCUAUCGUCAACAUUAAGGAACAAGACGAUCAUCGAGGGAAAAAGGGCGACAAGGAGCUGCUUGUAGAAGGUUACGGUCUGCAAAAGGUAAUGGUCACCCAAGGUAUUGUCGGAGAGCAGACAACCUCGAACCAUAUCAUUGAGGUGGCGCAAGUGCUCGGUAUUGAAGCGGCACGCCGCACGAUCAUCAACGAGAUUCAGUAUACCAUGCAGAGUCAUGGUAUGAGCAUUGAUCCUCGCCAUGUCAUGCUGCUCGGCGACCUCAUGUCGUACAAGGGCGAGGUUCUCGGAAUCACUCGAUUUGGUGUCGCCAAGAUGAAAGACAGCGUGCUAAUGCUGGCAUCCUUCGAGAAAACGACCGAUCACCUGUUUGACGCAUCUGCCUGCGGAAAGACUGAUAGCAUAUCCGGUGUAUCGGAAAGCAUCAUCAUGGGCAAUCCGGCUGCAAUGACUGGUACGUCGAUGCCUGCCCUCGUUACCCCGGCUCCUCAGAUCAACAAGCCGAGGAAGAUGCUCUUUGAGGCAGCUCUAUGAGCGUGCGUCGUUGGCAUUGAUGGUAAUUUGUCAUCAUUAAAGCAAUCAUUGUAUAAUAGACCAUUCCAUGAAAAUAGUAUCUUAUUAUCUGUCUCGAAACUAAAUGUAUAUCUUGUUAACAUACACAGC
Molecule: messenger RNA, 4480 nt
Organism: Laetiporus sulphureus 93-53
Lineage: Eukaryota; Fungi; Basidiomycota; Agaricomycetes; Polyporales; Laetiporaceae
Product: beta and beta-prime subunits of DNA dependent RNA-polymerase
Exons: 20
Coding region: 140-4351 (1403 amino acids)
Biological process (GO): DNA-templated transcription
Molecular function (GO): DNA-directed RNA polymerase activity; DNA binding
Source: RefSeq, a predicted model, not a curated record